Messenger RNA from Knipowitschia caucasica, 357 nucleotides. The record is from the annotation of a GenBank genome assembly. Lineage: Eukaryota; Metazoa; Chordata; Actinopteri; Gobiiformes; Gobiidae.
AUGGUGACCGAGACCAGGACGGGCCCUCUUGGAUGCAGUAACUAUGACAACCUGGAUUCUGUCAGCUCCGUUUUGGUCCAGAGCCCUGAAAACAAGAUUCAUUUGCAAGGGCUCCAGUCGGUGCUGCCAGAGUACCUCCGGGCCAGAUUCGUAGAGGCGGCGCUGAGCUACAUUGGCUGCAAUGAGGAGGGCGCACUGGUGUGCCGGAACAACGACUGCUGGUGUGCGUGUGGACCGGACCACCCACACUGUAACUGCCCCGCGGUCGAGCUCAAAGCCAUGGAGACGAGCCUGCUGCAGAUCCGGGAGGCCUGGACGCUCGCCAACCACGACUUUGAAGAGUCAGGUGAGCUCUAA